Molecule: messenger RNA, 2296 nt
Organism: Chaetomium strumarium
Lineage: Eukaryota; Fungi; Ascomycota; Sordariomycetes; Sordariales; Chaetomiaceae
Exons: 3
Coding region: 288-1883 (531 amino acids)
Source: RefSeq, a predicted model, not a curated record
CGCAGCCGUGGAACCAACCGGCCCUUGUCCAAGAACGGCCCAGACGUCAUCAAGCAGUGAAACUCCAAACCACAUGAUUAAACUCGGCAGCUGGGCCAAUUCACACUGACAGGUUCCCGGUAAACCCUCUGACGGCCGGGAGAGUAACUGAUAUUCCAAGCGGUUAGGUUACCAGUCCCUUUUGGAAAAGCAGUAGCCACUAUCCUUGCCUGUGACACCCAGACGCGAGAAGUAAGGGCCGAGACCUGUGUCUUAGUACCGGCGGUGAUCAGCCGCCCGCCGUCGCCAUGGCGAGCACGACCAUUGAUGAGGACACACCCCUCCUAUCCGCGACCGCUUCGCCGUCCACCGAAGUCCCCCGGCCAUCGAGGCCUCCGCGAACGGUCACCUUCAAUCCCAACCCCGUCACGAAGACGAUCGAACCUGAAACUGCUUACCACGGUACGCGGAUAUCACAUCAACACCGCGCGCCAAGUUCCCCUUCCAACUCGUCGGCUAUAAGUACGGGUGGACUCGGCGGUGGCCCGCCCAUGCUCUCCAAUUUGAACAGCAAGCUACGCAGACGCAACAGCCUUGGCGGUUUGCAGGGUGGACAUUCGGUCGGCGGCCUACCGCUGGUCGCUGGCCCAACGGGAGCUUCCAAAAUUGGCCCACAGCGUAGUACCAAGAACGCCCAGAAGCUCAAACUUCUACCGAACCCAGAGCUGGAAGCCGAUAACGUCGACGAAGAGAGCGGCCGUGAUGUCUACUCCCAAUAUACCCGCAUCAAAGACCCGACCGCACGCCGCGAUGCUGCCCGCCUGGGGAAAGCAGACCGUGACAGGUUACCGCGUGUCACGGCUUACUGCACGGCGAAUAAAUAUCAAAUGGACGGAUUGCUGCGCUUCUUGAAGGGGAAGGGUAAAGGAAGAGGAGUGAGUCCGAAGCUGAUCGACGAGUGCAUCUACACGCCGUACAGCUACAGCUCAAAGCAAGCAGCUAGCUCACGGCAAGAAAGACACCUGGCAGUUCACUCCACACCGGAAAGGCGUUAUUCAACGGGGAGCCUGGCCGACUUGCCGAGCGAGAGCAGCCAUUCCGCCCUCGAGAAUGGUCUGCUCGAGAGGCAAGAGAUCGCCGAUGACAUUUUCGUUGACCACAUGGCCGACGAGAACGCAGUAGCCAGCGAUACCGCCAACUUCGACAUCCACGUGCAUACGCCCGAGGUUUUUCUCUUCAACUAUGGGGUGGUGGUAAUAUGGGGCAUGUCAGCGGCACAAGAGCAGCGCUUCCUCAAAGAAAUUGACAAGUUCGAGGUGGAAAAGCUCGCGCCCGAGGACGUGGAGACGGAGAACUUCAAUUUCUACUACACCCAUGAGUAUCAGGCCCGGAUAUACAACGACUUCAUCACCCUCCGUGACAAGAGCAACUAUAUGACAAAGCUGGCUAUCUCCCAUGCGCUGGCACAAAGCGUCAAGACCUCCCUAUUCGAGGAACUAAUCGCCACCACUAUCGACACCUGCAAGGACAUACCCGCCCAGCUCGCCUUCACGGGCAAGAUCGCUCUCUCGCGCUCCGAGAUCAACAUGCAGAUCGGCGAGCUGUUCAUCCUCCGCAUCAGCAUCCACCUCAACGGCUCCGUGCUCGAUACCCCCGAGCUCUUCUGGGUCGAGCCCCAGCUCGAGCCCGUCUACCAGGCCGUCCGGAGCUACCUCGAGAUGGACCAGCGGGUCGGACUGCUCACGGAACGUCUGGAUGUCAUUGCGGAUUUGUUGGCCGUGUUGAAGGAGCAGCUGAGUCAUGGUCAUGGGGAGAUGUUGGAGUGGAUCGUAAUCGUCCUCAUCGCGGCCGAGAUAUUGGUGGCGGUGGCUAAUAUCAUUGUCGACUUGUACAUCGGUGUCUAAGUCGCGGGCGCAGGACGACGCCAAGGAGUACCCUGUUGUUGGGUUCUGGUGAGGAAACACGGCGCUUUCCCUCCUGCUGGCAUCCCUUGUUCUCUGUCACAUACUUCUGCCGCUGCCUCCGACUGGGUUUAUCCCUUUCGGCUGCUUCGGGCUUGUCGUCUCGGAUGGCGCCUUGGUCGGUCCUUGUAUCAUGGGAAGCUUCAUGAGGCGGAUUUUAGGCGCGCAGACAAAACAGCACCAUCUGUACUUUAUUUGUAUACUUCCUGAGCACUACAUCACCUGUACCUAGUAGAGACCUUAUUCGCAGCUGGGGUCGGGACUGUACGGACAAAGAUAACCGACACCGAAAUGAAUGUCUACCUAGCUGUAUGAGGCACAGGAAGACACUAAUUCAUAUCUCGCACUUUCAUUCA